Messenger RNA from Ilex paraguariensis (yerba mate), 426 nucleotides. The record is from the annotation of a GenBank genome assembly. Lineage: Eukaryota; Viridiplantae; Streptophyta; Magnoliopsida; Aquifoliales; Aquifoliaceae.
AUGGCCUCAGGAAAUACCAUUGUUCAGAAUUCAUUGUGCUUUGCUUUCCUCAGUUAUGGUUCUCCUAGUCAUAGCAAUGCUACCAAGUGCAAUGGCAACAGAGCAGAUCAAUUUCCACCAGGAAAUCUAUUUGUAGCAGUGAGUGAAGGCCUGUGGGACAAUGGGGCAGCGUGUGGCAGGCGUUACAGAUUGAGGUGCUUGAGCGGCUAUAACAAGCCAUGCAAGGAUGGUACUGUUGACGUUAGGGUGGUGGACUUCUGCCCUAGAAGGCCAUGCCCUGCAACUAUUGUCAUGUCCAAUGAUGCUUUUGGUGCCAUCUCUCACUCCCCAGACGCGAAAAUCAACGUUGAAUUCAUUCAGUACAAAACUCAUCUUUUUCUAUCGCCUUCUUUUAUUUUCUUCCUGACAUGCUUCUACUUCUUCUAA